CUGAGCCCCCGCCUCCCCGCGCGGGCGGCGCGUGCGGACUCGCAGCGGCGGCGCGGCCGGGCUGGAGAGCUUGCGGCACAUCGGUGGUAUCAAGGCUAUUUUCAGCAGAAGUUUCAAUCUCUAGUUGAAAACAUACAGCUUUACCAAGUGUUCAGUGCAGUCUGAUCCUUUGGGAUGAGAUACUGCUGAAAAUUGCUGGAACACUCAUGAACUUAGAUGUGAAGUUCUUCACAUGGCCUGUGCUGGGAUCAACAGCAGAGCAGAUCUCCUGAGCUGCUCCAUUGCAUUCACUGCACAGCCACAGUGCUGCUGCCACCAGCGGUGAUGCCCCAAGGGUGCCAUGACAGAGUGACUGCAUCAGAAACACCCACAUGCUGUGGGGUCAGGCUGCCUAGGACAGUUCAAUAAGGGCCUAUAGAGGGGAAAUGUGUCUGCAGGUCCCUGGCUGCACCAAACAGACCAUUGAGGGCCGUUUCCAGAUCAUCAUGACAACUACGGUCAACACAUAAUACCACAGUUGUCAGCUGAAUAAGCGUAUCUUGUCAUCUUAUGUGAAAACAACCUUUGGUGGAUCAUCUGUAGUCUCUUCUUACUACAGCUGCUUUGAAGUUUCAUCAUCCUUGUCAAGAUCUGGAAGUGCAGGCCAGGAUAUGGUAGUGCCCACAAAUCAGUAGUGGGAUGAAGAGAUGCUUUUGACAGGAGGCUUGAAAUCUCUCCUUCCCCAUGUGCUAAGAAGAAUAAUUCGAUGCAACAGACUGACUGUUAGUAACACUUCUGGAAUGGCGGAAGGCUAUAAACAGGCCAAUGUUGUGAUUUUGCACAAGUCCCUGGCUGAUGACUUUGAGAAAUUCUGCUAUGCAAACGAUGGACCCUUGCCACUGCUGCACAGAAGUCAACCAGGUGAUUGGAAAUGUCCUUCCCUGAGUAAUGAUUCUGAUAUCAGAACUGACUGCCUACAGUACAGAAAAUAUGAGCAUGGAGCUUGUACUGGAUCACUGAAAAGCCUUAAGGAGUAUUCUGAACAACUCAAGGACAUGGUGACUUUUUAUUUAGGCUGCAGCUUCUCUUUUGAAAAAGCAGUCCAAAAAGCUGGCAUUCCUAUAAGAAACGUUGAGCAAAGAUGUAAUGUAAGCAUGUACAAAACAUCUGUACCUUGCUACAGCGUUUCUAUGUUUCACUGCAACUUAGUAGUCACAAUGAGACCUAUUCCUGAAAGCAAGUUGGAAGCAGCUGUGCUAGCAACGUGUGAAUUAAAAGAAGCCCAUGGAGCACCAAUUCACAUAGGUGACCCUGGUCUGCUGGGAAUACAAGAUCUUUCUAAACCAGAUUAUGGAGAUCCAGUUCACCUUCACCCUGGUGAUAUUCCAGUGUUUUGGGCCUGUGGAGUAACAGGAGUAGAAGCAAUUAUCAACUGCAGUGCUCCAUUAGCUUUUACUCAUUCUCCUGGCUGCAUGUUCAUUACCGACCUGAAGAAUGACAAUGUCAGAUCCUUAGGAGGAGUCCCACAGGUCCACUGCAUCUCUCAAGAUCCUCUGCAUUUCAGUAUUGUGUCAGCAGAAGCAGCACAGAAGAUAAAGACUCUGGAGACUCUAAUUGGAAUAGAUCCAGGAGAGCGGGGCGUGGUGCACCUGCGGCGCCGGGGUGAGCUGCUGCGGGCCUGCCUGGCACUGUCCCACGCUGGCUCCGUGCUGAUAACCACGGGAUUUCCCACCCACUGCGCCCACGAGCCGCCCGAGGAGAACGACGGCCCCCCGGGAGCCCUUGCCAUCGCAGCCAUGCUGCAGGCCUUGGAGAAGCAGGUUGCCAUAGUUACAGAUCAGCGAGCCAUGGAUCUGAAUAAAAAGAUUAUAGAAGAAGCUGUUCAACUAGGAAUCCUGAAGAAACCCAUCCCUCUACUGAGUUAUCAAAGGCAAAAUGCUGAUUCAGCUUUAAUGUUUUUGUGUGAGAAUGGGAAUCCUGGAAGACCUAGAUUUGAUCACCUGAUAGCAAUAGAGCGUGCUGGGAUGGCUGCUGAUGGCAAUUAUUACAAUGCCAGGAAAGUUAACAUUAAACAUCUUGUGGAUCCCAUAGAUGAACUAUUUUUAGCUGCACAAACCAUUCCAGGGGUCACAACAACAGGUGUUGGAGAUGGAGGAAAUGAAUUAGGAAUGGGCAAAGUAAAAGAUGCUGUAAAGAAGCACAUAAAAAAUGGAGAUGUUAUAGCUUGUGAUGUUGAAGCUGAUUUUACUGUUGUAGCUGGGGUCUCUAACUGGGGUGGCUAUGCCAUUGCCUGUGCUCUGUCUGUGCUGCGCUCCUGUGAGAUCCAUGACCGCUACCUGCGCAGAGCCGUCGGCUUUCCACGGGCACCGAGCCAGAGGCUCUGGCUGCCAGCACUUCCGUCCGUCACCAAGGCUCUUGUUCAAGCAGUGUCAGGGCUGCGCUGCCAAACCCCAGAACUGUGGAGCUCUACCUUCCCACUGAACAGCAAACUCAGAUUGUUCUGUGCUCAUGGAUCAGCCUUUACACACAUCUUAGCGACAGAUGCUGCAAAGCAUUUGUUCCGUGGCGAGAACUGCAGGAGCAAGAAACAAUUGGACCUAAACAAUCAUUGCUUACCUUUACCUUUGCUUACCUACUAAUUUGAUUAUGGUAUUGGCUUGGCUUUUCAGAUGUUUGUAGUAUUGUUAUAUCAAAGUGACUGUAAUGAAAUUAAUUCAUUCAUACUUAUCCAAAUGUAGCUAAUGCUAAACAUCUUACGGUCAACUCUGCAUUUCAUUGCAUCUCACAAUCAGGUUAAUAUAUCAAUCAUUUGUUCUUUUACUGAACUCUUCAUUAAUGGCAGCGUAUUAACUGUAUCGUUUGGGGUUUUUUUUAAUGAUGACCUCUAAGAAUAUGAACUAUAUUAUAAAUAUAUGAAGGUGUGAUGUAUUUUUAGUAUGCUUUAUUACCUUUGCCAUUCAUAAGGAAGUUGUUCCCGUGAAUAAAGCACAAACUAACAAGGUAUUUUUCUAUUUUUCUGAUUAUUUUUUCUGGUUACUCCACUCCCAACAUAAUGAUUUACUAAAGAGAGAACUGUGGUCAAAUUGCAGCACUGUACAGCUAAGGAAGCGUGCUGUACAUUGUAUUUGCUUAUUACAAAUGGAAACAGUAGCAUUUGAUGACAAACUAUGGUUUAUCAGGCAUAGUUAUGUAGCAUUAAGCAAGCAAACUUUUUUACCUCAUAUAAGCAGAUCAGAGAGCUCUAAUAUGUAAAUACAUAGCAGAAACCAUUCAUUUUAGAGAUUACAUUUUGUGUAUCCAAUUUGGGCAUCUCUUUUGCGACACAGGAGAUCUCCUUUGUCCUUAAGCAUUUAGAUACACUCAGUGCUAAGAGAAACCUCUGUAGUGCAGAAAGAUCAGUUGUAUAUUUGCAUUCAUAUAUAUGAACAUUCAUAUGAUAUAAACUGAUGUAUAUUUAUAAUUUUAUAAAUUACAAAGUAGCAAAUUUCAUGCUACUAAUGUAUCCUGAUUAUUUCCUUACAUAGAUGCAUCACUGCUGACACCGUGUAACUAUGCAUAUUUCUCCUUUAGUAGAAAACCAGACCCUCAUUUAAUUUUGUUGCAGCUAAGAACUAGGAUGUUUUACCAGGAAAUAAAAGACAGAUCUUUAGAAAGUGCAUUCAGAAAGCAAGUUACAAAAUUAAACUGAAUUGGUCAUACAGGGCAUGCUUUGCUUCAUUCAGAAAUGAUUACAUUUUGACCAUGUACUCUAUUAUGUAAAAUACAACCAUAUUGUGUCUAAAUUCAGAUCUACAGCUCCUGUAUUCUUUGUGGUUUAGAAGUGUUCCUGGAAAAAGUCCUAACAUUUGAUAAGAGUAGAUAUUUUAACGUUAUAAUUUUUUUUUCAUGAUUCAUUUGUGUCCAGGAGAUAAAGAACUUUGCUGGAGUUUAUUGUGUGGUAAUGUCAAACAAGAAGUGUUAAAACCUAGAGAACUCUUUGUCAAGGACACUGGUAGGACUGUUCCAGUAGCAAUUUCCAUGCAAGUGGAAAUGGCAUGGUAGACAAAGACCAGAAAAGGCAUUCCUAGCAAAGAAAGGGAGGAAAAGAUAGGUAGGUGAGUGUUUCAAGGUCUUACAUAACUUAUCACCGGGUUGGCGUAGGGGAAGCUAGGAUUUUUGUUUUCUUGGAUUUUUAUUAAUAAAAUUCAAGAAAUAAAUUCUCAGUAUAGUAAAUGCUAAAAAAAUAGAAAGAGUUUUACUGUGUACAUUUCAUAACAAAUGAAAAGCAGAGCCGUUGAUGGCAGACAUGCGUCCACUUGAAACCAGAUCUUCAAAUAUCACUGUUCCCUGUGGUUUUUUCAGAGCUCAUUUUAUUCCAUCUUUUCAUCCCACAAUGCUAACUGGCCCAUAGCUCACAAAAAAGCAUUUUGUUCCCUCUGUGUACUUUUACAGCUGAACUUGGAACAUGCUUUGUUAUCUGCUUAUAUUAGUUAAGCAAGAAAAUAACUAGUUCUAAACAAAGUUUAUGCUA
Messenger RNA from Corvus hawaiiensis (hawaiian crow), 4489 nucleotides. It is a transcript of the gene DGLUCY, whose product is annotated as D-glutamate cyclase. The coding region runs from base 687 to 2618 and encodes 643 amino acids. Gene Ontology annotation, molecular function: D-glutamate cyclase activity. Gene Ontology annotation, biological process: glutamate metabolic process. NCBI's taxonomy places the organism in Eukaryota, Metazoa, Chordata, Aves, Passeriformes, Corvidae. The transcript has 19 exons. The record is from RefSeq and is a predicted model, not a curated record.